AUGGCAGAUUCAGAAAAGUGGAAGCGCGAAGAAGACGAAGAGGAAGAAGAGGAGGAAGCUGAUGAGAUUGACUAUCGUACACAAAAAGAUGCAGUUCUUUUCGUCAUUGAUGUUAGCGAGUCGAUGCUUACUCCUCCUCCACCUUCCGAUUCAAAGAAAGCCGAUACAGAUAGUCCCACGCUUGCGGCUCUUAAGUGCGCACACAUGAUUAUGCAACAGCGCAUUAUCUCCAGCCCGAAGGAUAUGAUGGGUAUCAUGUUAUAUGGCACAGAAGAGACAAAGUUCAAAGACCAAAGCGGCUUGGACACCUCGGUGUAUCCUCACUGCUAUCUUCUCACAGAUCUUGAUAUACCAUCUGCACAGGAUGUCAAGGCAUUAAAGGAGAUUGUCGAAGAUGAAGAGGAAGCGAACAAAAUAUUGAUUCCCACGGAGGAAACUUUAGAUAUGAAUAACUUGUUAUUCUGUGCCAAUCAAAUAUUCACAACAAGAGCGCCAAAUUUCGGAUCAAGAAGAUUGUUCAUUAUAACCGACAAAGAUGAUCCACAUUCUGGAGAUAAGUCUCAAAAAUCAUUGGCUGCAGUUCGAGCUAAGGAUCUUUAUGAUAUUGGCGUUGUCAUUGAACUGUUUCCAAUAUCGACUCGUGACCAUGAGUUUGAUCGCACUAAGUUCUAUGAUGAUAUUAUUUAUCGUGACCCGCUCGCUGAAGAUCCACCCAAUAUUGGUCCGAAUAGUCUCAAAUCUAAUGGCGAUGGUUUGUCUCUUUUAAACAAUCUUAUCUUGGACAUAAACUCGAAGCAAGCAGCCAAAAGAUCUCUAUUCUCCAAUCUACCAUUCGAAAUAGGACCUAAUCUCACAAUAUCUGUGAAUGGAUACAACGUUCUCCACAAACAAACUCCAGCUAGACGUACAUUCGUUUGGAUGGGAGGAGAAGUCCCAGAAAAGCCAACAUUAGAAACGACGCAAAUGGCCGAAGACACAGCUCGUGUUAUUCAGAAGGUAGAAAUCAAGAAGGCCUAUCAAUUUGGCGGCUCACAAGUUCUUUUUACUCCGGACGAGCAAAAGCAAUUGAAGGAUUUCGGACAUCCAGGACUUCGCAUCAUUGGUUUCAAGCCGCAAUCUAUGUUACCAUUUUGGGCAUCUGUGCAUAAAUCAACAUUUAUAUAUCCAAGUGAAGCCGACUAUGUUGGCUCGACUCGGGUUUUCUCUGCUCUAUGGGAAAAACUUCUCAAAGAUAAGAAAAUGGGAUUAGGAUGGUACAUCGCUCGCAAAAAUGCUAAUCCCGGCAUUGUCGCUAUCCUACCCUCAGCUGAAAAAUUAGAUCCUGCCACAAAUCAGCAGAUUUUCCCCGCCGGUCUAUGGCUCUAUCCUAUGCCUUUUGCUGAUGACCUCAGAAGUGUAGCAGCGCCAGCUCCUAUCGUUGCACCAGAUGAACUCAUCGACAACAUGCGCGUCGUUGUACAACAAUUACAAUUACCAAAAGCUCAAUACGAUCCAAGGAACUACCCAAACCCAAGUCUACAAUGGCACUACAGAAUUCUCCAAGCUAUGGCGCUAGAAGAAGAUGUUCCUGACACCCCUGAAGAUAAAACAGUACCCAAGUACAGACAGAUAGAGAAGAGAUGCGGAGCAUAUAUUAGCGACUGGGGACAAACUCUAGCUUCUGAAUACGAGAAAUGGUGCAGUGAAAAAGGAAAUGCGUUGAAAAGAGAGCGUGAUGAGGGAAUUGAUGAGCCUGAGGGACCGAGGAAGAAAAAGAUAUUGGUAAAAAGUUCGGCUAAGAAACUAGGAGAGUUGGAUAAAGAGGAGUUGAGCAAUUUGGUGUCGAAUGGAGGAUUGGAGAAAUUCAAGGUGGCUGAUCUGAAGGAUUGGUUAUUGGCGAAGGGGUUGAACGGUGCGGGGAAGAAAGCUGAUUUGAUGGAGCGGCUCGAGCAGUGGGUGGAAGAUAAUUAA
Messenger RNA from Botrytis deweyae, 1950 nucleotides. RefSeq lists its product as uncharacterized. The transcript has 3 exons. NCBI's taxonomy places the organism in Eukaryota, Fungi, Ascomycota, Leotiomycetes, Helotiales, Sclerotiniaceae. Gene Ontology annotation, cellular component: nucleus; Ku70:Ku80 complex. Gene Ontology annotation, molecular function: damaged DNA binding; double-stranded DNA binding; telomeric repeat DNA binding. The coding region runs from base 1 to 1950 and encodes 649 amino acids. Gene Ontology annotation, biological process: cellular response to X-ray; double-strand break repair via nonhomologous end joining; cellular response to gamma radiation. The record is from RefSeq and is a predicted model, not a curated record.